Molecule: messenger RNA, 1011 nt
Organism: Closterium sp. Naga37s-1
Lineage: Eukaryota; Viridiplantae; Streptophyta; Zygnematophyceae; Desmidiales; Closteriaceae
Source: the annotation of a GenBank genome assembly
AUGGCCCCCGUCAAGAUCGGCAUUAACGGAUUCGGCCGCAUUGGCCGUCUCGUCGCCAGGGCUAUCCUCAAGCGCGAUGAUGUGGAGCUGGUUGCUAUCAACGACCCCUUCAUUGACACCACCUACAUGGUGUACAUGUUCAAGUACGAUACCGUCCACGGCCAAUGGAAGGGUGAUGUCUCCGUGAAGGACGAGUCCACCCUGAUCUUCGGCGGCAAGGAGGUCAAGGUCUUCGCCAAGAGGGACCCUGCUGAGAUUGCCUGGGGCUCGGCUGGUGCCGACUACGUUGUGGAGUCCACCGGUGUCUUCACCACCAAGGACAAGGCUGCCGCUCACAUCACCGGUGGCGCCAAGCGCGUCGUCAUCUCCGCUCCCAGCGCUGACGCUCCGAUGUAUGUCAUGGGUGUGAACCACACCGAGUACACCGCCGACCAGAACAUCAUCUCCAACGCCUCCUGCACCACCAACUGCCUUGCACCUGUUGCCAAGGUCAUCAACGACAAGUUCGGCAUCGUCGAGGGUCUCAUGACCACCGUCCACGCCGUGACUGCCACGCAGAAGACCGUCGACGGUCCCUCCAACAAGGACUGGCGCGGUGGCCGUGGUGCUGGCUUCAACAUCAUUCCCAGCGGCACUGGUGCUGCCAAGGCCGUCGGCAAGGUCCUCCCCGCUCUCAACGGCAAGCUCACUGGCAUGGCCUUCCGCGUCCCAACUGCCGACGUGUCCGUGGUCGACCUCACCGUGCGGAUUGAGAAGGGUGCCACCUAUGACGAGAUCAAGGCUGCCCUCAAGGCCGAGUCUGAGGGUGCUCUGAAGGGCAUCCUCGGCUAUGUGGAUGAGGAUCUGGUGUCCGCCGACUUCAUCGGUGAUGACAGGUCGAGCAUCUUCGAUGCCAAGGCCGGUAUCGCUCUGAACAACAAUUUCGUGAAGCUGGUGUCGUGGUACGACAACGAGUGGGGAUACAGCAACCGCGUUGUGGACCUCAUCGUCUCCACCUCCAAGGUUGUCUAA